Molecule: messenger RNA, 4851 nt
Organism: Ylistrum balloti
Lineage: Eukaryota; Metazoa; Mollusca; Bivalvia; Pectinida; Pectinidae
Exons: 21
Coding region: 1-4851 (1616 amino acids)
Cellular component (GO): cell periphery; cell septum
Molecular function (GO): chitin synthase activity; protein binding
Source: RefSeq, a predicted model, not a curated record
AUGGCAACGGUACAUCCUGCCCCUCCAUAUCGCUCUGAGGUAGAUGUUGAUGGAUUGGAGAGCUUCGAGAGUACCGAAAUAUUGACUUCUAAUACCUAUAACAAGACGGAGAUAGAACCUUCCUCACAAAUUCAUCAUUCUACCGCUUUAGAUGUUGAUAACCAUUCACAGACCUCGUUUACGGGUGAUUUAGACGACUCAAAUACAUUGAAAUCAGACUUGGACGUUGAACGGUCGAGCGAAACCAACUCUUCUGUGAGUCCUUCACAGGACAACGAUAAUUCACUCGGAUCAAGCCAUAACUUUCACACAGACAAAAUGGCGACAGCUUUUCCGAUUAGCUCCCUUGGAGUGGAUUAUGAGCGAUCGUGUGAAGUAAACAGUCAGGAUGUAGAUUGGCAGCUCUCUUCUCCCGGGCAAACCGGCAUUAAGACACAACCAGAGACAUGUCGGACGGGAGAAAAUUCCAAUUUCACUACCAGCAAUACUGCGACAUCUUAUGGGACCUCACGCCAAUCAGUGGACCCGACAUGUAAACUCACUGUGAAGGAACAGUCAAAAGUAGACCGAGAAUUAUCCAAGAAACAGGUCCAGGACUUACGACCUUCUAAGAUUGUUGUCAUCUUUAAAUGGGUGGCCACGUUGUUACUGGGACUAACAGCACUCGGAUGUCUAAUAGCUAGCCGAGUCUCCUUCAUAUCAAUAGCUGUACGUCUGCGCAUGCCCGAAAAUGACAACAUCCCUAACAGUUCUUACGCCUACACAAUGAUCACCAUGAUACUUCUGAUCCCAAACGUCUUUAACCUGCUGAGGUCUCUAUGGAUGGGCUUGUCUCGUAAAGAUAUGCCGUGGCCGAGUAGGAGGUCCAUUUUCUGGAUAGUAGGGACCAGUAUCGUCGAGUCGUUUGGGAUAUGCCUCUUUGCAUUUAAAAUCUUCGGUCUGCAGUUCGGGGUGACCAGCAUUGUGAUGUCCGGGGGAGUGUUUUUUGGGCCGAUGUUUUACCUGAUCUACCGCCGUAAUCGUUGUAACAAACCGCUGUCUGUAACACUAAGCUGUGGAGCCGGAAUGGUGCUCCUGGCGAUCGUUAUUAUCAUCGGAGUAUGGAGGGGUUUCACCCUGCUGGAGGCCAUAAGUGCAUGGCACAUUCCUGUAGCUAUACUAUGUAUCAUGUUCACAUGGAUCCCUAGGGUACAGAAACGUUUGAUUUCUCUGUCGACCUCAUCAGGUGCAUGGACUUCAAACGUCCUACCGAACUCUAAAGACCAUUCAGGAGAAAUCGAAAACCUUGAAUCGAAUAUGGAAAGUGGAAGGUUUGAAGCCUCUUAUCAACUUGAUAAUGUCGUUGAAAACACGCAGAACGUAGUGGUAAACAUGGAAACACAGUCUUUCUGGAAGUCGGCUAUCAUCAUGUCCGCGUGUCGAAUCCCUGCAAUCAUCUUAUUCUCUGUAAUUCUUUACUUUUUUGACACGGACAAAUCCUUUAUCGGAGGAGCGAUGGAAUCCUUCAGAAAUUCCUGGAGCCAUUUCACCACGGAUACCACCGCUCUUAACAUGUUUAUUGUCAACAUAGUGUGUACCUUCAUCGGUUACUUCAUAUCUCUAUCAGCUUGUAGAAUCAACAUGCAAAGAGGAGCCUUCGUUCUGCCACUUAUGUUUUCGACUCCGGGAGUGAUGGCUGUAGUGUCGGGACUCUGUAGCUCCGGUGACUACUUUAUUGUAGAUGGAAUUGAUGAAGAUGUGUGCGACACCGGGGAAGUGGUGUACAGUGCGAUUUCCAGUGUACUUCUCCUUAUAUCAAUAUGUAUGUCAUUUGGCUGGAUUAUCUGGACCACAGAUACAGUGAUCAUGUGCUCGGAAUCCGAGGUGUUCUGGUCGCCCGUUUAUCCCGGUAUCAUGUUACACGAAUGGUUACUGAUAUCUCGGCGAAACAAAAUAACUGAGAUUCGGGAGGCACCGCAACAAGUGGCACAGAAAACUAAAGUGUACAUCUGUACUACCAUGUACCGUGAGACAAGAGAUGAAAUGGGGCAACUGCUAAAGUCAAUAUGUCGUAUAAAGGACGCACAGGCGCACUCCGACAAGUAUUUUGAAUCGCACGUGUUUUUUGACGGAGGAGUCAAAGAGAAAACGCCAACUGACUUCGCUCUACAGCUUAUAAGUCUUCUUCCGGAAACUCUAGGUGUUGACAUAACUAUGGUUACAAGAACCAUGACAACAUACGGCAUGAAGUUGUCAUGGCAACUGUUAGCAACAGGGGAAAGACGCCAAGCACGUGGUAUGACAUUCUCAAUUCACCUGAAAGACAACAGAAAGGUGAAGAACAAGAAGAGAUGGAGUCAGAUUAUGUACAUGUCUUAUGUUCUCGACUUCCUUGUCAGACAGUAUAUCGGCCCUUCAGGAAACCCGGAAGUUGACGAUAGCCACGCCUUCAUCCUCACAACCGAUGCUGAUGUUAAUUUUACACCAGAUUCUGUGGAGGCAUUGCUUGAUCUCAUGACACGUGACCAAUCAGUAGGAGCUGUGUGCGCACGCACACAUCCAAUCGGAUUUGGUCCUCUGGUGUGGUACCAGAAAUUCGAAUACGCGAUUGGUCACUGGUUCCAGAAGGCUGCCGAAGACGUCUUGGGUUCGGUUCUUUGUGCCCCUGGGUGUUUCAGUGUGUACCGGGUGAGUGCCGUUCGAGAUAUCGUGUCCACUUACGCCUCCAAUGUCGAGAAGGCAUUCGAAUUUCUCACCAAAGACAUGGGCGAGGAUCGCUGGUUCUGUACGCUACUGGUUCAAAGUGGCUGGAGAAUAGAGUAUUGUGCCGCUUCUGAGAAUAAGACCCAAUGUCCGGAGGAAUUUGAGGAGUUCUACAAACAAAGGAGACGUUGGAUUGCAUCAACGAUCGCCAACCUGAUUCUCCUCGUCCGGGAGUGGAAGAUCAUCAGUAAGUUUAACCAACGGGUGUCCAUCUUCUUCACCAUAUACCAAGGCCUGCUUCUCUUCUCUACGCUGAUUGGACCAAGUGUCGUUAUCUUGAUUGUCUCAGGAGGCCUUGUUUAUGCUUGGGCUGUAAGCAGCGUGACUACCAUCAUACUUCAAUGUAUAACCUGUGUGGGCUUCACAAUCAUCUGUCUCUACUUCUCACAAACCACACAGAUGAAGGUGGCCAAGUUACUGACUUUCCUGUACGCAUGCGUCAUGAUGGCUGUGACUGUCGGAACUGCCCAACAGGUGGUGCAGGAUCUCGCGUUCGGUGAUGACAGCAAACCCAUCACGGCAGAUAACAACACCGGUGGAGUGGAGGUCAUUACAAAGAGUCCAUCAGAUGUCAGCAUGGGAUUUCCGGUGUCCUUGACCACUCUGUACUUGGGAAGUCUGAUUGGAAUAUUUCUAACCGCUGGUCUUCUUCAUCCUCGAGAGUUUACGUGCCUUGUGCAUGGCUUAUGGUACCUGAUAUGCUUACCUUCGGGAUACCUCAUCCUCAAUAUAUACAGCGUGUGUAACAUCACGGAUAGAUCAUGGGGUACUCGAGAAGAGAAAACAAAGUCGGUAGUGAAAGAUACGCGGACGUGGUACGAAAUUGUAGGGGACACCUCUCGAAAAUUAUUCGGUUGUUGUCAGAGAGAAGAAAGACCUGCGCCCAGUGAACAAGCUGUCGUGGUUCGAGCUCGGCACUCUUCUGUAACAGAACCCCACCACAAGACAAGCGAGAGUCAUCUUUCUAAACCAUUUACAGAAGAAAAGGACCGAGAACCUGAAGUUGACUUACAACGUAGUCUGUCAGUCGACAUGCUACAGGACGACGUGGAGGAGAGCUACUUCGAGGAUGAUAUAACACCACAACCAGUGGAAGAAUGGCUGGAUAAAGAUUUCCGGGACUACGUACCUUUAUUCAAAAAGCAUGGUUUUGACAGUACGAUUUUCAUCAGUGCUAUGAAAGAAAAGGAUCUGACUUCAAUUGGGAUAAAAAAGAAGGCUCACGCGACGUACCUCAUGGAGCGAAUCAAAGUACUUCCAGAAUUCCGAAUCGAGGUCAAAGUACCGGAGAACGUGUCCGCCUGGCUCUAUGAGAUAGGGCUGGAACAGUACUACGGCGCCUUCAAAUCAAACAAAAUCACGGCACCAAAGGAUCUGGAAAUUCUCAAAUCUUUUUCACGAAAAGAAAUUGAAACGGAAUUGAAAAUCACCAAAUCUGGUCACGUGGCUAGACUGUUGACCGCCAUCAAGCACCUGAGGAACCCAACUGAAGAGGAAUUGAAACGUAUCGAGGUGAAGAAACAGCUCGGCAACACGGAGUGUUACGAGAUAGAACACAUUAACCAAGAGGAACAUAUCUUUUGGAAUGAGCUGAAGGACGUCUGUCUCAAGCCUAGCUCUACCGCAUUCGGUCACAACGAGGACCUGAAAGAAAAACUUGGAGAGUUAAGAAACAACUUUCUCGGGAUUCUCGCGGUCUCUAACACCUUGUGGUUGAUUCUCCUGGCAACCCUGGCAUCUAAGAUGGAGCUAAAAGUUUCUGGAACGGAUCCUGUCGGACUGGUGUUCUUGGGAAUUUUCGGUUUUCUCUUCGUCCUGCAGUUUCUUUGUAUGCUUGUCCAUCGCCUGACGACCUUCGGUCACUUCUGUGCGCGCGCGCCUUACAGAUUUGGCCAUCAGUAUAACAGUUCCUGGAAGUUUGCGGACGGUAACACGGGCUGUAAUUUAAGCGAUGACGACAGACAGGCUCUCAACGAAGCCAAGGAGGGCGAUAAAAAGAUAAAAGCUCGUUUAAUAUCCCAGAAGCGAAAACACCGGAAACAGCAUGUGUCUAUAGCAGACGAGAAAGAACAUUUACUAAAGGACCUCAAUAAGACUUCUUAUUUCUGA